Molecule: messenger RNA, 2490 nt
Organism: Penicillium manginii
Lineage: Eukaryota; Fungi; Ascomycota; Eurotiomycetes; Eurotiales; Aspergillaceae
Product: putative phosphatidate cytidylyltransferase
Exons: 2
Coding region: 1-2490 (829 amino acids)
Biological process (GO): dolichyl monophosphate biosynthetic process
Cellular component (GO): endoplasmic reticulum membrane
Molecular function (GO): dolichol kinase activity
Source: RefSeq, a predicted model, not a curated record
AUGAGUUCUUCGCGGGGCCACGACGAAGAGGUGAUCGUUCGCAGCAUUACACCUGUCUCUUCCGAUCAAAUCACCGAUAAUUUGCGACAAUUCACUCGCUCUCCACAUCCGUAUCAUCGCAGCAGAAACCCCAUAUCGCGAACCCCCUCCGAACAGGGCGACCUGCUCCGGCCCCCAUCUUACUCCAAAUCAUCACGAACGCCAAGCGACAGCGGUACAGAGGCGGACGAUGAGAGCACCGGUAUAUUAAGAGGUCUACCAGCGCCACCACCCCGGCCUCGAAAGGGCCUGCGCUCUGGCGUGAACGGCGUUCUCGAUGGUGACGCGUGGUUGCCUCAUCUCCAACCAUGGCCGUCAAUUGUACGGCAAGUCUCGCGCGGCUCGCGGAGGAGUUCCGAGGAGGACGCCGAGGAAGAGGCGCUCGAGACCCAACGGUUGAAACAGCAAAGGCGGGUUGAGGUGUUGCGGCGACUGAUGGAGACCGUACUGCUCUUAUCGGUGGGGGUGGUUGUCCUGUUGCCAAAAGAUACACGUUCACUAGCCUGGGCGUGGAAGAAAGAACUAUUCACCUAUUUUCUUCUAAUAAUAGCCCUGUACGGGUCUUAUCCUUCCCUCCUCCGCAUCUCGACUCGCAGACGAUGGCACGCAUGGUCUUCGAAACGCGCUUUCUUUUCUAUACCAACGAGCUUCGACCCCGCGCCACUACUAUACCCACCCCUCAUCCCGAUAUUUGUUGCACUGUCCCUCACAAACCACCGUCCAGCGCUGGUCAUGCCGAAUAUCAUCCUCGGACUCGCAUCUCUCCCAGCACCAGUGAUACCAUUGCACGGCUGGAGCAAUGGUCUCAGCAUACCUCACUGGAUAGUCGCUGUGAUACCAGUUCUCGUCUCCGAACACUUCUCUCUCGACAACACCACCCCCAAACCGCUCAUCCUCCGUGGACAUGAAGCGGAAAUGUUGCUUCUUCUAUUUCCUUUGCAUCAAGCGUUGAUACCCACAUUAGACUUUUUGUUGACGACAAGCCUUCUUCCCGCCGAGCUGCAGCUUUUAACGACAGCUCUCAUCAAUUUAUAUUUGUUCGCGGCCUCGCCUCAGGCAGAGAUCCUGAAGGCUCUAUUAUGGCUCGGUGGGAUGUGUAUAUUCGUGUCAUGCCGACACAUCCUGCGCUGGGAGAUUAUUUUGGCUCGGAUCCCCAGCUGGAAGUUCCGCCGCUCGCUCAGGGACUCGCAAUCACCACGGAAAUUGCUCAAUCUAAUGGACCACCGACUUUGUCAGAGACUCAGCGGGACCGGGUUCUCUGAUGAACCCUCAUCAGACAGCGACGGGCCUGGCAGUGUACGCAGACUACGGAAAGUGAAGACGACACGAGACGCUCGAGAACCAACUUCGCCACUACGAGUACCCAGCUCAGCGAUCGAUAACAUCAGUGUGGAAGAGGCCUUUGAGCGGCACGGUCGCACGGGGCGUGCACGUCGCCAUACGAUCUCGACGUUUGAAGACGUGAUUCAAGAAGAGCGGGUUCGCACUACUCCGGGCGGCCGACGCAAGAAGCUUAUGGGCCCCGGUCUUACCUCAUUCUUAUCAUUGACUGCAGCCCAGGCGCAGGUCCGCAAGUGGCUUUACGCCAGUUAUGUCUACGUUAUCUCAAUGGCCAUCAUCAUGGGACCUAUUCGAAAAUACGUGGCCGAGCGAGCUCUACAGGGGCAAGAUCCAUUCGGAUGGGCGAUCGGUUACUUGCUGGGUAAUAUAUCCAACGUCCGUUUCUGGGUACUCAUGUUGAACUUGGAAUACUGGAUCCAGCUGCCACCUCGCCCUGAAGCCACGAUGGAAACAGCCUCCUGCUGGCUUGGAUGGGUUGAGCAUCUUCGACAGACGACAUUUGGCCCUGCCAACACUCGCCUUCUCCUUAUGGCAUACUGCUUAUGUGUGAUUGUGCUUGGACUGGCGGUGGUUUUCCAACUCAGCGCUGUGGCCGAAGUCGACACGCGACGAAAAGUCUUCCACGGGAUGAUGGUGCUGAUGUUUUUGCCUACGGUGUUUGUGGACCCAGCCUUCUGUGCCCUGGCUCUGGUGCUGGUUCUAUCAAUCUUUCUUUUACUGGAUCUAUUCCGAGCAUCCCAAUUGCCUCCCAUCUCUCGGCCAUUGACUUAUUUCCUCGCUCCGUACGUGGACGGUCGGGAUCACCGCGGUCCAGUCAUCGUCUCGCAUGUUUUCCUUCUCAUCGGAUGUUCAAUUCCGCUGUGGCUGUCGUUGGCUGAUCUCACGAGGGCAGGAGAAGGCGUCUGGGUGGGGUGGGAAGUACCGACGCGAGACGUCAGCAUGGUCAGCGGGGUGAUCUGCGUGGGGAUGGGCGACGCGGCAGCGUCACUGGUGGGUCGCCGGUACGGGCGGCUAAAAUGGUUCUGGGGAGGUGGCAAGUCGCUGGAAGGCAGUGUUGCAUUUGCAGUAGCGGUAUCGGGGGGGGGCUGCUGGCGGUUCGUGCCUGGCUGA